AUGGAUUUUGAUAGAGAAGAUGGUGAAAUACAUGAUGAAAAUGAAAUGGACGUGGAAGAAGAACAAAUACAAGAUAUAAAACCUUUGGUUUUAUCCGAUGAUUGCACAGUUCUAUUUAAAGCGGAUAAAAGUGGACCUAUUGUGAAAAAGGUAAACAAAGUAGACGCUAGUAAACUUGAAGAACGAGCUAAGCGCUUUGGACUGAAUUUAAGUGGUAACAGAAUAGUCACUCAACAACAAAUCGAUGAAUUAUAUGCUAAUAUAGGCAUAGAAGGAAAUGAGAGACAUUUCAGACUCGAUACAAUACAUUUAACGGGUAUUGAUGGCUUAAAUACAAAAGAUGUUUUUGAAUAUUUAGAAGAAUAUAAACCAGUAUCAUUGGAAUGGGUUGAUGCAACUUCUUGUAAUGUAGUGUGUCAAGAUCAUAUAGCUGCAGCUCUUGCUUUACUUGUUCACACUCAAGAAAUUGAUGAUGGCAAUUUAAAAAAAAUGUUGUCUGAAAAGUCAUCUUACCAUUGGAGGGAAGCUAUGCCUCAUACUAAAAAAGAUGUAAUUUUAAUGAGAUUUGCAACUAAUGCUGAUAAGAAAUUGUCAAGGGAUAAAAAAAUGCACUUAGAGAAGAAAAUUUUAGAAUUAAAUGAUAAAAAUCCUUGGGGUGAUUUAUGCAUGUCUUGGGGUGUGUAUGACCAUCAAGAAAUAUUUCAAAGCAAAAUACCAGCUUUUGAAGGUUCUAAUGAUAAUAAAUUGGGACCUAGAAAUGUUAUAAAACCCAAAAAAAGUAAUCUCGCUUUGAGACUUGGGAAGAGAAGUCAAAUGCAAAAGGCAGAUGAAUCUAGUGAUUCAGAUUCGGAAUGGAAUAAAAAAUCGAAAAUCCCUAGAAUGAGAAUGAGAGCUGAUGAUGAGGAAUCAAGAAUUAAAAAAAAGGUGUCCGCCGAGUCUAAUAACAUUAGUGAUAAGGAACAAUACACACAUUUAUCAAUCGAGUUUAUCAAUUCUAAGAACCCAAGUAGAACACAGUGUUCAUCGAAAGUUUUUUCUGAUCCUAGAAAACAAAAUAACCAUCAGAAUAGUAGCAAAGGAAUACUAUCACGUCUAGGAAAUAAGGUGCUCAAUGAAGACAAGCCGCUCAGUGAUAGUGAUGAUGAAUCCAAUUAUUCCGAUGACAAUAAUUACAACACAAGGAGUAAGGUGCAAAAAGUUGAAAACAAUUUGAGAACAACAAGUGUUUGGUCGAGGUUAGACAAGCCCGGGCUGGCAAGUGAACACAAUGAUUUAAGAGAAAUGAUAAAGAAGAAACAUGAAGUGAAUGUAAAAGCAGAAGAUUUGAGGGACCGUCUCAGUAAAGCAAAGUCAAAUUUACGAAUAGAAAUUGAUAACAAUUAUGCAAAAUAG
This is a messenger RNA of Leptosia nina, 1392 nucleotides long. The record is from the annotation of a GenBank genome assembly. Lineage: Eukaryota; Metazoa; Arthropoda; Insecta; Lepidoptera; Pieridae.